UAUCAUCGGCAACAAGGGUCAAGGUAGUUUUCCUGUUGGUACUCGAGAAACGGUGAUGUUUAUACGAGUAGUCUGACCAAUAUUUAACGGCUAUGCCAGGGAAAAGAAAGAAACGGAUCGUCGGGAAGAUAAUAUGGGGACCGAGGAAAGGACAUUUAAAAGAAAACGGAACGGCCUCGGGAUGGAUGAGCCAGCCCAGCGUGUACCAUGCUCUUAUUGUGAUAUUUUUAGAAUUCUUUGCCUGGGGUUUGUUGACGUCCCCCAUGAUUAUGGUCCUGAACGAGACUUUUCCCAAUCACACCCUCCUACUUAAUGGGUUAAUAACUGGUGUAAAGGGGAUGCUAUCCUUCCUCAGCGCCCCAUUGAUUGGAGCGUUGUCGGACGUGUGGGGUAGGAAGACGUUCCUCCUUCUGACCGUGUCGUUCACGUGUGCACCAAUCCCUCUGAUGAAGAUCAGUCCUAUGUGGUACUUCGCUAUGAUAUCCAUAUCGGGGAUAUUUUCUGUGACGUUCAGCGUUGUGUUUGCUUACGUAGCUGAUGUAACAGCAGAAGAAGACCGAGGACAGGCCUAUGGUCUAGUAUCCGCUACCUUUGCUGCUAGCUUGGUAACAAGUCCUGCUCUAGGAUCGUACCUGGAACAGGCCUACAGUGAGAACUUAGUCGUGUGGCUAGCCACAGCGGUGGCUCUACUUGACAUAUUUUUUAUCUUGGUGGCUGUGCCAGAAUCCCUUCCGGAGAAACUCCGGCCAGCCACCUGGGGGUCCCAGAUCUCCUGGGAUAAGGCAGACCCUUUUGGGGCUCUGAAGAAGAUUGGCCAGGACCAGCUCAUCUUAUUGCUGUGUGUAGCUGUAUUCCUGUCCUAUCUCCCCGAGGCUGGGGAGUACUCCUGUUUCUUUGUCUACCUUAGACUGAGAAUGGGUUUCUCAGCUGAGGCUGUCGCAUCCUAUAUAGCUUUAGUAGGUGUUCUCUCCGUUAUUGCUCAAACGUUGAUAUUGACAGUUUUAAUGAAGUAUCUUGGUCACAAGGGAGCCAUCAUGUUUGGACUGGUUUUUGAGAUCAUUCAACUAGCCUGCUAUGGUUUUGGAUCUCAGGACUGGAUUAUGUGGGUGGCCGGAUGUAUGGCGGCCAUGUCUAGUGUGACCUAUCCAGCUAUUAGUGCGUUUGCUUCAUCACAUGCUUCUGCUGACCAACAAGGUGUGGCACAGGGUAUCAUCACUGGUAUCCGUGGACUGUGUAAUGGAUUCGGUCCAGCCAUGUUUGGAUUCAUAUUUUACCUGUUCCAAGUAGACUUAAAGGAAGCUUCAUAUCCAACAGCUAAACCAUUGGCAGCAAACGCCACAGCACGUCCAAACGCUGUCAAUCCUCUAGAGAGUAUGAUUCCUGGUCCCCCAUUUGCAUUUGGAACCAUCCUAGUCAUAAUGGCAUUGCUUGUAGCUAUAUUUGUGCCGGAGAGUCCACACAGCUCUGUGGGGAAGGGCAGCUCUCGGCGUACAUCACCAACUGUUGAAACUUUUAGUCAAGAAUCAGAUUAUUACCUGUCCAGUCGAGGAAGUCAUCGGAGUAUUGAAAACGAGCCGUUAAUAAAUGAAUCGGAACAGGAAGUGUAACAAUGGUGGACUUUAGGACAUCACACUUUCACCAGUGACAUUCAAAUAUGCCUUAGUUUGGCUGUCGCAUUUUUGACUACUAUAAAAGAACUACUACUUAAGGUUCUUGUUGAAAUACAGUCUUUCUGAAGAAACAUUGAGUCGGGGAUGUGUUUAUGAUUUGUCUGCUGUAGUAAGACGUUUUUAGUGAAAGAUUUCAAAUGAAGGCGGUCUUUGUGA
Molecule: messenger RNA, 1826 nt
Organism: Pecten maximus
Lineage: Eukaryota; Metazoa; Mollusca; Bivalvia; Pectinida; Pectinidae
Product: hippocampus abundant transcript 1 protein-like
Exons: 14
Coding region: 93-1607 (504 amino acids)
Biological process (GO): transmembrane transport
Cellular component (GO): membrane
Molecular function (GO): transmembrane transporter activity
Source: RefSeq, a predicted model, not a curated record